Messenger RNA from Durio zibethinus, 2315 nucleotides. NCBI's taxonomy places the organism in Eukaryota, Viridiplantae, Streptophyta, Magnoliopsida, Malvales, Malvaceae. The record is from RefSeq and is a predicted model, not a curated record.
AACCAAUUUUGGGACAUUCAACUGUGGUUAAUUGCCGCUGUUUUAGUAUAUUUAUGCUCUCCUAAUGAUCAGUUAUAGUAAUAGUCUUCUUCCCGUUAACCGACCCUGAUCUAUAAAUCAAGGUAUCCAUUUAAUACAAUGGCAGCAGAUGAUGUGCCAUGCUGUGAGUCUAUGUUCUGGGUGUAUCUAGUUAUUUGUAUGGUUCUUGUAUCAUUUGCUGGCAUAAUGUCUGGCCUUACCCUGGGGCUCAUGUCCCUCAGUCUUGUUGAUCUUGAGGUUGUCAUCAAGGCAGGUCAACCUCGAGACAGGAAGAAUGCAGAGAAAAUUCUACCUAUCGUUAAGGAUCAGCACCUACUCUUAUGCACCCUCCUUAUAGGCAAUGCCUUGGCAAUGGAGGCCCUUCCAAUCUUCCUUGAUUCCCUUCUAUCCGAGUGGUGCGCUAUAUUGAUAUCAGUUACCCUCAUACUGGCGUUUGGUGAGAUCAUUCCUCAAGCUGUAUGUUCUCGCUAUGGUCUGAGUGUUGGAGCAAAACUCUCAGUUUUAGUUCGGUUCAUUGUAAUAGUCCUCUUCCCUGUAGCUUACCCAAUUAGUAAGCUGCUAGAUUUGCUGCUAGGGGAAGGGCAUUCUGCACUCCUUCGGCGAGCUGAGCUCAAGACACUGGUAGACAUGCUUGGAAAUGAGGCAGGGAAAGGUGGAGAAUUGACGCAUGAUGAAACAACCAUUAUCUCUGGAGCUCUAGAUAUGACACAAAAAAUGGCCAAAGAUGCUAUGACUCCCCUAUCUGACGUUUUUUCACUUGACAUAAAUUCUAAACUCAACGAGAAAACGAUGGGGCUAAUAAUAAGCAAUGGGCAUAGUCGUGUACCUAUCUACUCAGGGAGCCAAGCAAAUAUCAUUGGCCUCGUACUGGUGAAAAAUCUGAUCAUGUACCGUCCCGAAGAUGAAACCCCUAUUACGGAUCUUUCUAUUAGGAGCAUUCCUAGGGUUCAUGAUCGCUUACCUCUCUAUGAUAUAUUGAAUCAAUUUCAAGAAGGCCACAGCCACAUGGCUGUUGUUGUUAAGUGCAAGAGUGAUAUAAUAAAUGAGACUGCAGAAACUGCAAAAACAAAAUCUAGCAUUCCCGAUAUAAAAAUCCGCUCAAAUUCUAAAAAGAGAAAGACAGAGGUGAAAGGUAUAAUUUCAGUUAAUAAAAAUGAUAUAUAUGAGCUUAUUAUCACCCUAUUUUCAGGCAUUGGUCAGCAUCAAUAUGAUCGAAAUGAGCAGCUUAGUAUUCCUUCAAGCUCACCGUCUGCAAAUUCUACGGUCAUUGAUAUCCAAAGUCCAACUUUAAACAUGGAGCUAGGCAGGAAAUUACGUCCGAGAAUUAAGAAAUGGGAACAGACAACCCUCUCAAAUGAAGAUUUGGAAUCAUUUCCAAAUUUAGAUGAGGAAGUUCUUGGUAUCAUUACACUGGAGGAUGUUAUGGAGGAACUGCUGCAGGAGGAAAUAUUGGAUGAAACUGAUGAGUAUGUUGCCGUUCACAACACGUAAGCUCUAAUUUUAAUUUCAUUUGAUCACCAUUAACUUGUUAUAAUUAAUUCCAGGAUGUAAUUUUCACACUCCUUUAUCUCCCCUUUAGAAUCACCAUCAACAUGCAACCUUCACGAAGAUCACCGUUAAGAUCUCCCGGAGCAGCAACGGCAUCUCAACUUCACUGGAGAAGUCCUGUGCCAUCCCCAAUUUCUUCAUGUCAUGGAAGUUCACUUUCUUCAAAGACUCAUUCUCCAGCACUUUGUUCACCAAUUUCAUCAAACGUUCAGUCACCACUCUCCAACCCAACUGUGUGUGCUUCCCCUGGGAAACCUACACCAUCCCCACAUCAGGUACCGAGAAAAUCAUGUGAGAGGCUGAAACAUGGUUCGUAGGUUUCAAUGAUAACGAGUUUCUGAAAAUAAACAUGUAAAUGUUUAUUUAUAGAUGGGAAUUUCUCAUUCCAUUGAAUAAUAUGUGGGUCCAUAAAACGUAUUUUGGGAACUACUUUAUUUUGUUGAGAUUUAAGUAUAUCUUUAUUAUUGAUGAUGUCGUUUCUUCCUUUUUUAAUGCACUUAACCUAUUAUCCGCCGUACAUUUAGCUUGCAUUAUUAAGAUUAUUAAAUUAAAUAUAUAUUCAAGAAAAAAAAUAGAUCUAUCACAUCAGUCGGAUAAUUGAUUAGUAUUAUCUUAAUCAAAAUAUUUAAUAUAUAUUGAACUUGUCGUCAACAAUUCUCAAUCAUAUACAGAGAAGGGUCCCAUAUAAAAUUAAGAAUAUAUAAAAACAAUGAGUAGGAAUGAGCCCU